AUGGAAGGUGAAACUGAAGCAAAAGAGAAUGAUGGAGAGAUCAACGAAAAUGAGAAUGAUGAAGAGAAAAACGAUAAGGAGACUGAAGAAACAAAUGAUGAUGUCGAGACUAGUAGAAAAAAUGAAACAAAUCAAAAUAUGUUGGAUAAAGUUGUUGAAAACAUUGUGGAUAAUAUCCUUGGCAUUAAAUUUUCAAAUUUAAAUAGUCAAGAAGAUGAAAUCUGGAAUGACAAUGAAAUGAAAAUUAUUUUGGAUAAUAUUGAUACAGAACGGCCGCCCUCCCACGGCCCCCAUCGUCUUCGUCUUUGGAAGAAACAACCGGCGUUGGCUGACGGCUCUAAUGGUGGCAAUGGCGUCGGCUGGACUCGCUGGUCUUGCCUGAUCGGAACAAUGAGGAAAAAUGGGCAACUGGAAGAUGGAGGAAUAAGGUGGUGGUUCUUCGACUCCUAUAGCGGCGGCGGUGGCGGUGGUGAAGGGGAAUAA
This is a messenger RNA of Lactuca saligna, 483 nucleotides long. NCBI's taxonomy places the organism in Eukaryota, Viridiplantae, Streptophyta, Magnoliopsida, Asterales, Asteraceae. The record is from the annotation of a GenBank genome assembly.